AUGACUGACGGGCAAUCCAAGUGCGGCAUCGGAAUGUUGCCUACUGCCUGGCACCAGAUUGCGACCUUCUCGAGCGUACCCCGGACUUUAGAGCUUGAGACCGGCCGACCAGACGAGUCGAGGCAAACUUGGAAGCAACCAGCCCAAGGCUCAGGGUCCAGCACCAACUGCCAACUUGACGGGGGUGAAGUUGCGAAUCCCGACCCACCCCGAGAAGCCAGCAAUUCAGUCGAGCCAGUGACGGCGCACCGGUGGAGGAAGAUUGACACCAGCAAGCACGCUGCCACGCUGCCAAUCUCUACGGAUAGAACCAGCGGAGGGUCUUUGGAGGAGAGAGAGAGAGACAGCGAGAUCCGGCCGUCGGCCACAUAG
Molecule: messenger RNA, 372 nt
Organism: Colletotrichum lupini
Lineage: Eukaryota; Fungi; Ascomycota; Sordariomycetes; Glomerellales; Glomerellaceae
Exons: 3
Coding region: 1-372 (123 amino acids)
Source: RefSeq, a predicted model, not a curated record